AUGAAAAUUAAGGUAUAUUCUUGGCUUCCUAAUCAACCAUGUUUUUAUAUUCAAUUUGAUGAUUGCAAUAUUCUUCUGGACACAGGACUUUCUAUGUCUUCAAUGGAUGUAUUUAUGCCUUUGCAAGAAUUUACAAAUUAUUCUUCAGAUUUAUUUCCAAUUCCUCAUCAGGAUCAUAAGGAACAUGAUUUUUUUAAAGUACUUGAAAAACAAGCAUUUAUUACAAAAAAACCUCUCCUCCAUCCAAUAAUUCCUCCUGAAUAUGUUAUAAGAAGUUUAGAUGCUAUUCUUAUUUCAAAUGUUGAAUCAUUUUUAGCAUUACCAUAUUUAGUUCCUGUAGAUUCUUUUCGUGGUGUUAUUUAUGCAACAGAUGCUGUCAUUGAAUUUGCCAAACUAGCCAUGAACGAUUUAUUAAUGUAUUUUGAGAGAGCAGAAAAAGUUCAGAUAAAUGUUAAUGAAGAAGAUGAAUAUGCUCCCUGGAGAGAAUAUAAAUUUUGGCAUUCAUUUUUAAAUAGACCACUUACAAAUCCUAAAGAAUGGAGGGGAAUGUAUAGUAAACUUUGCAUUGAUACAACAAUUGCCAGGGCUACACCAAUUUAUUUAAAUUCAAAAGUUUCUAUAAAUAAUAGUAUAGAAAUUAUGCCAACACCAUCAGGAUUUCAAAUAGGUUCUUGUAAUUGGUUAAUUUAUAAUGGAGUAGAAAAAAUAUCUUAUAUAACAAAUUCAAGUGUAAUAAGAACACACAAUAAAUGUAUGGAUUUAAAAGCUCAUGCUAAAUCUGAUAUAUUGUUACUCAAUUCUGUCAAUCCAAAUCCUAUGUAUAACUUUAAUAUCAAUGUAUCAACAAUCAAAAGUAUUGUAUUUCAAACAUUGAUGGAUUUAGAACUUAUUAUAAAUGUGUCACAAGUUUUGAGGCAUUCUACAAACUUUAGAGAUAUCUCAAUAUUUUAUGUCGCUCCAAAUGCAAGAACAACAAUAGCAUAUGCUUCAAGAUUUCCUGAAUAUUUAAUAAGUUUUAGAAAAAAUAAAUGUUCAAAUCCAGAGGAUCCAUUUGAAUUUGAUGAUUUAAUUAAAAAUAAUCGUUUGAAAAUUUAUGAUAGUUUUACAGAUGUUUUAGCAAGUGAAUUUCGUUCUCCUUCAAUAGUUAUUACUGGACAUCCUUCUCUUCGUAUGGGUGAUGUGAUUCAUUUCAUGUAUAUGCUUGGUAAAGAUCCUAGAAACAGUAUAGUUCAGGUGGAUCCUGACUAUCCAUUUGAAAAUUUAUGUGGACCAUUUCAAAAGUUUUCUAUAAAAUGUUUUACCUGCCCUUUGGAUUAUACAUUAAAUGAAACAUUUGUCUCAUCAAAUUUGCUAAAUUUAAUUAAUCCUAAACAAAUCUUUUUAUCCGAUAUAUAUAAGCCAGAUUUAAAUUCAGGAUAUGUUACAAUAAGAGAUCCAAGAGUUAGAUUUUUUAGAUAUGGAGAUGUCAUUAAUACUAAAUGUAACAAAAAAUUUAAAGAUGUUUUGUUUUCAGAAACAAUGAUUACUGUUAUUAAUAUGGAGUCAGAUGUAAAAACUAAUAAUUUAUAUUCUGUUAAAGGUUUUUUGAAUGCAACUGACAAUAAAUUUAUUGCAACAAGUGAAGAUUCAAGAAGAAAUUUCAAACCAUUAACUAAAGUACCUUUAUAUGGAUCAGUAGAUAUUAGUCAAUUUACUAAAGAUUUAAAAAAUGAUAAAAUAGAGUUUGAGGUUCAAGGAUCUGGUAGAAGUAACUCAGUAACAACAAUUAUUAUUUCAAAACCUAAAAAUGCUACUGUAAGAGUUAAUAACAGAAUUAAUAAAACUAGAAUUAUUUGUGAUGAUAUGACAUUAAGAGAUAAGUUGAUUAAAUUAUUAUCAAAAACUCUUGUUUGUUUUUAA
Strongyloides ratti is the source of this 1899-nucleotide messenger RNA. RefSeq names its product Integrator complex subunit 9. Gene Ontology annotation, cellular component: integrator complex. Gene Ontology annotation, biological process: snRNA processing. The coding region runs from base 1 to 1899 and encodes 632 amino acids. Lineage: Eukaryota; Metazoa; Nematoda; Chromadorea; Rhabditida; Strongyloididae. The record is from RefSeq and is a predicted model, not a curated record. The transcript has 3 exons.